AUCUGCAGGUGCCUCAAGGCUUUGAUCAACUUGAAAGUUUUGUGACUUUCCUAGCACACGAUCUGCCCCGAUUUUGCCCUCUUUGCCUCAAAUUCCGCACUUUUGGAGGUCAAGACCGUAGUGUCUGGUCUGUAUUUAUCGCUACAGGGGCUUGUACAACGGUUGUUGAGCCUGUAGAGGCCCAAGAGCAUAUGGUGUCCGGACUGCAACAUCUGUCCAACGAUAGUACUGUACAUUCAGCCAUAUACACCCUACAUCACGAUGCAGAACAUUAUUAGCUUGGUCCAGCUUGAGAUCCCAAACUUCUUGCUUUCCGUUGGUUUCGUCCUGGGCUCAUGAGAGCAGUUUCCUUCCUUCGGCAUUCCGUCUCUCAUGUGAUUAUGUUGUUGAUCUCUACUGCGCCAUCGUUCGGGACAUCGUUGAGUGGGGAUAUAAGUCUCUCAUACUGGCUCAGAAACAAUACUCUGGAUUCUGGUAGCGACUACAUAAUAUCCGUCGUGUACCCACCAUGCUGACACACAAAGGUGAAUCAUGUGGGUCAAGAUAAGUGACUGUCAUAUAUAAAGCCCCAAAAGUAUCUGUGAACAUCAGGAAGGAGUUAUUCUCACCAGUGCUUUGUUAUCAAACGCUAUCUCUAUUGCGAGCCAUCUCUUGAGUUUGUCUUCGUAGCCCGCGUUCAUCAUGACAUCCCCCAGGGUUUGGUUCGUAACUGGGGCUUCAUCGGGUUUUGGCCGUGUGGUCGUAGAACAUGUACUGAAGAAGGGCGACAUCGCUGUGGCCACUUUGCGCAAGCCUGACAUGCUAUCCGAUCUCGUUGAACAGUAUCCAUCAUCACGUCUCCUUACUCUUCGCCUUGACGUCACAGAUCCCGCGGAAACCACUGCAGCAUUCAACAAGGCAAUAGAAACAUACGGAAGAAUUGACGUUGUCUUCAACAAUGCUGGAUACUGUGUCAUAUCUGAAGCCGAGGGAAUCAGCGAAACGAGUGCUCGUGGACAGUUCGAGGUGAUGUUCUGGGGUGCGGCGAAUGUAACCAAGGAAGCAGUGAAGUGCUUUAGAGAUAUAAACAGGCCAAUUGGUGGACGACUCUUGCAGAUGUCAUCAAGGUCGGCUUUUGUGGGAGCCGUUGGAGUAGCACAUUACGGCGCUGCCAAAGCUGCGCUAGAAUGCCUUACCGAAGGAUGGGCCGCUGAACUUGACCCAAGAUGGAAUAUCAAGAUCACGCUUGUUGAACCUGCUCUUUUUCGUACUCCAGCACCUUCGAAAAAUUUCAUGGAGCCUCCUCACCCCGCAUAUGCAGACCCGUCCCUACCGAGCAGCAAAUAUCGCAGCCUUUACCCUGGAGUCGAGCGUAUAUUCACGGGAGAUCCGGCUAAACUUGCCCAGGCUAUGUACAGACUCUCAGAACUUGAGGAUCCACCAUUCAGGUUACCAUUGCACAAGGUCGCCUUAGACACAGCUAGAAGAAAGGGCGAAAGUUUGAUCAAAGCUGUAGAUGAGUACGCGAGCUGGUCAGAUGACAUAUAUCUCUCAGAUUCUACUAGUAGUUAAAUUUACUACCAACCAUGGUGGGGACGUAUAGAAGGAUUGACUUUCGUUUGGAUGGUUGUUUCUUUUUGAAUAUGCACAGCUUUUCAUACUCCUAACAAAAUGUCUCACUUUCUGUGAUAUCAUAUGAUUUACUUGUUUGAUAGUCCUCCGCGGAUUCGCUGAUACUUGACUGGCCCCUAACGUUCAGCCACAAAAGACAAAGGGGGACAAAUCAGGGGCUUCCGAAUCUUGCCAGUGUCAUGAUCUACAAUUCGAACCUUAAGCACUAUGCGGGAAUGUAGAUUUAUACUGCUGUCAAUCUAAAAUGGUCCCUGCGUCUGUACAUGCACUUCCAACAUCAUAUUAAUAUUGCGGUGCGUCUUGUUUGUGACUUCUCUCCUUUUACUAGAUCUGCCAUGUAUCAAUACGGGG
Messenger RNA from Serpula lacrymans var. lacrymans S7.9, 1962 nucleotides. RefSeq lists its product as uncharacterized. The coding region runs from base 682 to 1551 and encodes 289 amino acids. The record is from RefSeq and is a predicted model, not a curated record. The transcript is spliced from 9 exons. Gene Ontology annotation, molecular function: oxidoreductase activity. Lineage: Eukaryota; Fungi; Basidiomycota; Agaricomycetes; Boletales; Serpulaceae.